AUGGCUAAACUGAACCGAGAGAUCACGCUUGCGGCGAACAUUGGCUCGGACACGCUGCAAGAGGUCAUCUGCACUCAUGCCCAGAGCUUCAAUGCAAUCAAUGUCGCAACUGCACUCCAUCGACUUUCCCGUUUGCAUCCUUCAGACAACGUGGCAAGAGGCCCGCUGGUGCAGAGUGCAUCACUUCAAGUGUUGCUGUUGAGAACUGUGGAAGUUCUUCGGCAAACAACCACGGAAUGCGAUUCGAAGGCAGUUUCUACUAUUGCAUAUUCUUUAGCUGGGUUGGGCAUAAGAGAUGCCGAUGUUGCGAAAAGUGUUGUAGAAGCCUCGUUCAACAGGCUGUCCGGUUUUGAUCGUCAAGGUGUGGCAAACCUGACUUGGGCUUUGUCGAAAUUGCCAAAGGUGGAGAAGCGAGCAAGCCUUGCAAGAAAGCUGGCCCUUCUUGCUCGAGACCUCGUCUGGCAUUUCCUGCCUCAGGAGCUUUGCAACGUUCUGUGGGCUCUGUGCAAGCUCGGUGUGCGAGACAACAAGCUGAUGUCUUUGGCAAGCGAAGCUGUGCGGGGCAAUCUUGAACGCUUUACGCCGCAAGGGCUGUCCACCCUGGCUGCCGCCUUUGCCCGUGUGGGGGUGUUUGUAGAGGCACUAUUGGAUGAAAUUGGGCAACAGGCUCAGGCACGGGUCAUGGAGUUCAAUGUUCGCGAUGCUGCCCAACUUGUCUGGAGUCACGCCAAAUUCAAACUUUGCCGCGAGCCAUUGUUGCAGCAACUGUGCAACCGUGCUGCUUCUCUUGUCGAAGGCGAAGGCACGUGCUCUUGUGUGAUCUUCGUCUGCCAGUCUUGCGGGCCAUACUCUUGGACCACGAACCCCUCCUUAGCAUGA
Molecule: messenger RNA, 879 nt
Organism: Symbiodinium necroappetens
Lineage: Eukaryota; Dinophyceae; Suessiales; Symbiodiniaceae
Source: the annotation of a GenBank genome assembly